Messenger RNA from Bacillus rossius redtenbacheri, 1148 nucleotides. RefSeq lists its product as uncharacterized. NCBI's taxonomy places the organism in Eukaryota, Metazoa, Arthropoda, Insecta, Phasmatodea, Bacillidae. The transcript has 3 exons. The record is from RefSeq and is a predicted model, not a curated record. Bases 357 to 1148 code for a protein of 263 amino acids.
AACUUUAUAGAUAAAUUAUAUUUUAUGUGAUUUCUAAUGAGUCAUGGAUAAGCAACCUAGUUUAUCAGUGUCGAAAUAGGUAACCUUGGGCAUAAGCCGCAAUGGAAAAUUACUUAUAGCAUAGUAAACAUUUAUGAUUAAUAUAGUAAUGUUAAAGUGUGGCGCCCAUAUAAACUUAAUAUAGUAACUAUAAUUCAUAUCAUAUAAGUAAAUACAAUUAUAGAGUGACAACUCAAGGGGUUUCAUUUUGCUUCGAAACACAUAAGAGGUUACCCUAUAAUAUUAGUAUAAAUUACAGACUGUCGACCGUACGUGGGGCCCGAUAUUUUGUCAAGUAAUUUUUGCUGAGUAUAAUCAUGAAUACCAGAGGGAGGUGUCAUAACCGAGGCAAUACCGGAUCUAGGGACAGCAGCAUGUCCGAGGACAGAGACGAAUCUGAUCAGCCCAAGGAACACUUGGAAACUAUCUCAGUUUUAGUUCCUACUCCUAGUGGCAAUAUUGACUUAAAUAACUUGCUCCAGGGACUCAUGGACAGGUUAGAUGCCAACGCUGCUGAAAUAAAUGCCAGGUUAGAUGCCAACGCUGCUGAAAUGAAUGCCAAAUUAGACUCUAACACUACCAGGUUAGAUGUCAACGCUGCUGAAACCAGUGCCAGGCUAGAGUCUUAUACUGCACAACUGACUGGCAUACAGCAAAGUAUCCUCAGCUUUGAGAGUAAUCUCAAGUUAGAGCUGCAGGAAGUUAGGGAGUCAGUAUCAGUUGUAACCAACCGGAUAACGAUACUAGAGUUGAACACUGAUCAGAAAUUAGCCCAGCUUCAGAAUCAAUGCCAAGACACCACACAGAAGAUACAGGAGGAGUUAGGCAGUGUGUCAGAACGCUUAGAACAAGUGGCCCAACAGGCUGCACAAAACCUCUGCAGUUUGGACAACACUAGUCAACAGGUGCACGAACAAAUGGCACAAAUUUCACACAAAACGGACGAACUAGGACACCAACUAGAACAGCGACUCAAUCGCUUGCCACCGACAGCGAUCCUCGGGGUCUUCUACUUCAUCUGUCAUUCCGUGGGCCGUCCAUUCACCGUGCAUGGUCCGUAUCUCAUCCAGUCCUUCUGCUUGCUUUGCUCGUCGAUGCUCAGCAUCUGA